AUGCUCCGCCAGGCUGUUCGAGGAGGAGCUCGAUGGUGCCAUGCGGUCCACAGCCCGUCGAUUUCCCGGCGCGCCUUUAGCGCUGUGAAUGCGCGUCGUCUCGACUUCGGCGGACCGAACGAUAAGGUCAACUUUUACGAACAAGAAAGUCCCACGAGCAAGACCGCGCGGAAGGUCGAUCCGGAGGCGGAAGAUAAAGAGGAGCGGAAUGAAGUUCAUACCGAGCUUUCGAAGCUCCAGGAGGAGUUGAAGAUACUGGAAAAGGGUCCGUUUACGCCCGACGGCGAAUUUAUCCAGAGUUUACCGGAGGAGGACCGGAAGAUUGCUCUCGAGGCUCUACGGAAAUAUGAAGCAGAGCGAGGGCCGGCUCAGCCACAGCUAUCAUUGGACGAUGUGUUUGACGAGGAGCUGGAUAACAUGCUGAAGGAUGAAUUCGAGGGCCUUGCGAACGAACAAGAGAAUUGGCAGGACACUGUUAGGGACCGACGAAAGCUGGCGGCUCGGAAGGCGUCGCAGCAACACCUUGCAGAUCCAGGAUCUCAAGCCUACUCUACAAGAUUCAACGUGUCCCUGCGACGUUAUACCGGGAAGACAACAGACGAGCGCGCGAGGCAAGAGCUUUGGAAGUCAUACCGCCGAUGCAAGCAAAAUGUUCCGGGGUUCCUGGAAUCACUUACGCCAGCCAUGAUAAAUUCAAUCUGGGAGUCACAAGUCGCUGCGCAAUCGACAAAGUCCACACGGUCCAGACACCUCCAAACCCUCGCCGAAGACAUGAAAUCGGUUGGAAGACCUCUCGCCAUCCCCCAAAUACUCUCCUAUAUCGAAGCUCUACACGAAGGCGGUGCCAUCGGCCAGGCGUUGGAACAAUGGGAGGCGUAUCAAGCGGAACUGUCGCAGAAGAAGGAAGACCUUGAGGAGUACUGGAUGCUGGGCGUCCGACUCUUUGCGGCCGAGAACAACCCACAACGCGCUCAAGAUAUUGCAUUGGCAUUCCUUGCGAACGACAGAUCUCGCCAACCCCGUGUUCUUAUCCCAGUUAUCACUGCAUGGAGCAAGAUGCCCGGGAAAGAAGCCGAGGUGAAGGCCUGGGCACUGUAUCUGCAACUCAAGACCUUCCUCGGGCCAGACAUGACUAUGGAGGACUAUGAUCGAGUUAGCAUUGGUCUCCUCACGGCUGGUCGGUCAGAUGCCGCCGUUGCUGUUUUUAAAGAUAUGAUGGUGACAGGCCAAGAUCCAGCAAAUGAUUCAACAGCCCUAUACCAAGCAGCUCUUGGACUAGCGGGAAGCCUUCAGGCGUCUAGCAUCGAUGAGCACGCCGUGAACAAGGUGUCAUUGUCUGCUCUGACGAUGCUACCCCGCCGAUUCCAUAACCGGUUCUUCUACGCUAGUUGGAUGAAGAAGCUCAUCGGAAUGGGUGAGGUUGACUCGGCCGCAAUGGUCAUUGAGCUCAUGUACGAGCGCGGCGUGAAGCCAGAUUCCAAGCAUCUCAACGGUGUCAUGGCCGGCUGGCUUCGUGAAGGCAACGCAUCUGCCAGAGACAAAGCAGAGCGACUGGGUUGGUCCAUGAUCCAACACCGAAUCGACGCCGUGUGGAAACGAUACCAGCCCGUCGAGGUAUCUCCACAAAUCCAGAUUCAGCACCAAGCGAUAGAAUCAGGCCGUAUACCCAAGUUCCUGCAGCGAGAAGUGCCUCCGGCAAGCAUUGAGACUUUCUCCAUUCUUCUCCUCCAUUACACCCGCCGCGGCGACGACGAUAUGGUCAAGUAUCUCGCCAAAUGUCUCGGCGACGCACACAUCCAACCAAACUCCUAUUUCAUGAACCAUCUCCUCUAUGCCGAACUCCGCAAACAAGAUAUCCGAUCUCUCUGGAACAAAUUCGAGACGAUGACUACAAGCAUCCGGCCAGACCUCGAAACUUUCGCAUGCCUCUGGGACUGUGCAAAGCUGCAAUAUGACCGUGGACGCACUGCCUUCGACGCUGGGUUCCCCUCGGCACGAAAACUAUUCUCACACAUGGUGCAAUGGUACUCGCAGCUUUCUCCGCGAGCACAGAAGAGCACCACCGAGCAAUUCUCCAAGGAUUUAUACGACCAAAUCAUCCGCUGCUUCUGUCUAUCCAAAGAUCUUCCAGGUACACUCGUCGCACUCCACUCCAUGCAUGCGGCCUUCAACUACGCUCCCGACGACGCCACCGCCCGUAUGAUUGUCCUACAAGUUGCACGUCUCGCAGGUGUCCCCGCCGACACACCGAAACGUCGUCUCCGCCGGCUCUCCUCCACACCCCGGAGUAAAGAGAAUAUCGGCCAAGUCAGCCAGCUGUUAGAGAUGCUGGGCGAACGCAAGUCAUUAGCUCUCAAAGCGCAGGGCUUGAGUAUCGAACAACUUGAUCCUCAUGAGAAACAGCAGUAUCAGCUCGAGGUCAUGGCUAGUUUACUGCGUAUUGUGCUCAGUCGGACGGAAGGGUUAGAUCCCGUCCAGAUUGAGACGAAGCUUGCGCAGGCUGCUGCUGAGAUGCAUGUGGAAGGGAUUAAUUUAGGGUCUCCUCUCGGUGUGGAUGAUAGCAAGUUGCUCUAG
Messenger RNA from Penicillium subrubescens, 2574 nucleotides. RefSeq names its product pentatricopeptide repeat protein. NCBI's taxonomy places the organism in Eukaryota, Fungi, Ascomycota, Eurotiomycetes, Eurotiales, Aspergillaceae. The transcript has a single exon. Gene Ontology annotation, molecular function: protein binding. The coding region runs from base 1 to 2574 and encodes 857 amino acids. The record is from RefSeq and is a predicted model, not a curated record.